Diceros bicornis minor is the source of this 1482-nucleotide messenger RNA. RefSeq names its product carcinoembryonic antigen-related cell adhesion molecule 1-like. Bases 98 to 1438 code for a protein of 446 amino acids. NCBI's taxonomy places the organism in Eukaryota, Metazoa, Chordata, Mammalia, Perissodactyla, Rhinocerotidae. Gene Ontology annotation, cellular component: plasma membrane; cell surface. The transcript is spliced from 7 exons. Gene Ontology annotation, molecular function: protein tyrosine kinase binding. Gene Ontology annotation, biological process: regulation of immune system process; signal transduction. The record is from RefSeq and is a predicted model, not a curated record.
ACAGCAGAGCUGAAGCAUCUGGACAGCGGCAGUUGUGAGCACUUCUGGAGCCCAGGCUCUUCUCACAGAGGGAGGGACAGAGCAGGCAGCAGACACCAUGGAACCCCCCUCAGCCCCUGCCCACAGAGGGCACAGCCCCUGGCAGGGUCUCCUGCUGGCAGUCUUACUCAUAACCUUCUGGAACCCGCCCACCACUGCUCAACUCACUAUUGAAUCAGUGCCGCCCAAUGGUGUCCAAGGGAAGGAUGUUCUUCUGCUUGUUCACAAUCUGACAGAGAAUCUCAUAGGCUAUGGCUGGUUCAAAGCGGACAGAGUCGAUCCCAAUCAACAAAUUGCAACAUAUGUGAUAGAAACACAAGAAAUUACCCCAGGGCCUGUAUACAGUGGACGGGAAACGAUAUACCCCAAUGGAUCCCUGCUGUUCCAGAAUGUCACCCAGGAGGACGUAGGAUACUACACCCUACAAGCCUGGACAAAAAUUUUUCAAAGUCAACUAGGAACUGGACAGCUCCACGUAUACCCGGAGUUAACCAAACCCAACGUCACAUGCAACAAGUCCAGCCCUGUGGAGCAUGAGGACCGUGUAGUGUUAACAUGUGAACCUGAGACUCAGGACACCACCUACCUGUGGCUGAACAACAAUCAGAGCCUCCUGGACAGCACCUGGCUGGAGCUGUCCCUGGACAACAGGACUCUCACUUUACUCCGUGUCACAAGGAAUGACACAGGACCCUAUGAAUGUGAAACCCGGAACCCAGUGAGUGCCCGUCGCAGUGACCCAUUCUACCUCAAUGUUCUCUAUGGCCCGGAUGCCCCCACCAUUUCCCCCUCAGACUCCUAUUACCGUCCAGGAGCAAACCUCAGCCUCUCCUGCCACGCGGCCUCUAACCCGCCUGCACAGUAUUCUUGGCUUAUUAAUGGGAGGCCCCAGCAAUCCACACAGGAUCUCUUUAUCCCCAACAUCACUGCGAAUGAUAGUGGAUCCUAUACCUGCCUCGUCCAUAACUCUGUCACUGGCUUCAAUAGGACCACAAUCAAGACUAUUACAGUCUCUGAUCCAGUGGCACAGCCCUCCAUCCAAGCCAGCAACACCAUAGUCACAGAAAAUAAGGACGCUGUGGUCCUGACCUGCCUCACAAAUGACACUGGGAUCUCCAUCCAGUGGUUCUUCAAUAACCAGAGUCUCCGGCUCACAGAGCAGAUGAAGCUGUCCCAGGACAACAGCACCCUCACCAUAGACCCUGUCAGGAGGGAGAAUGCUGGCGAUUAUCAGUGUGAGGUCUCCAACCUGGUCAGUUCCAGCAAAAGUGACCUCCUCAGGCUGGAGGUGAAAGAACCAAAUUCUGCUGGCCUCUCAGCUGGGGCUAUUGACGGCAUCGUGGUUGGAGUCCUGGCUGGGGCAGCUCUGAUAGCUCCAGUGUCCUUUCUCUACAUCUGAAAGACUGGAGGGUCAGGGCCACUCUGACAACUCCCCUAACAAGG